AUGUUGGUGCCCCGAGGAGGCGGCCUCCUUGCCACCGCCGGCUACCAGCAGGAAGCCGGGAGUUCGGUGCUCUUCGAGCACUGCUCGGCAGAUCGUGACGGCGGGGGUGCACACUUGAACCAGACCUUCACACAGGGCCCCAAUAGCUCUGCCAUCUUUCGCAGCUGCAUGGCGGGACAAGACGGAGCCUGGGCAGCAGCUUGCCCGACGGCGUACUCGUGCCAGUUCGAGCCUUAG
Symbiodinium necroappetens is the source of this 237-nucleotide messenger RNA. Lineage: Eukaryota; Dinophyceae; Suessiales; Symbiodiniaceae. The record is from the annotation of a GenBank genome assembly.